Molecule: messenger RNA, 1134 nt
Organism: Carica papaya (papaya)
Lineage: Eukaryota; Viridiplantae; Streptophyta; Magnoliopsida; Brassicales; Caricaceae
Source: RefSeq, a predicted model, not a curated record
UGGUGUGUUAUGCUAUGAAUUAGUGUUUGUGGAGAUUAAUUUUAUUGUUAUGAUAUGUAAAUGUCAUAUAAUAUUGAAAUAAUUGAACUUAAUUGAAAUAAAACAUUUCUAUUCAUUUGUAUUUUCCAAACACAGAGAAAAUUUAUUUAACAUUAUUUAAAAAUUAUGCAUUUAGUAGCUAAAUAAUUAUAUUUGUCUUCUAUUUUCUAGACGGAUAAAGCCUCAGUGCUUGGUGAUGCAACAAAGUACCUGAAACAACUCCAAGAACGAGUGAAGACACUUGAGGAACAAGCAGCCAAGAAAACUAUGGAGUCAACCAUUUUUGUGAAGAAAUCCCAGAUAUGCAUUGACGAUGAAUCAUCUUCGAGCGAUGAGAACUUUGACAGCGAAUCUAACCAACCAUUGCCAGAGAUCGAAGCAAGAGUCUCCGACAAAGAUGUUCUUAUCAGAAUCCAUUGCGAAAAGAACAAAGCGCACUUGGUAAAUAUACUAGCUGAAAUCGAAAAGCUCCACCUCAGUGUGGUUAAUAGCAAUGUCUUUGCAUUCGGAAACUCUACUCUUCACAUUACCAUUGUUGCCAAGAUGGAGGCUGAAUUCUCCAUGACAGUGAAAGAUCUUGCGAAAAGCCUCCGAUUGUCUUUGCUGCCACCCAUAUGAUAUAUACACGUGUGUAUAUAAAUAUAUAUCAUCAGAAAGGAGACACAAAAGAGCAAUCUAUCGUGAAGAUUUGUCUGAUGAAGAAUACCUAGGAAUAAAAUCUUUAUGACUCGUGUUUUCUCAGUCGGGCUUUUUUUUCUUGUUUCAAGGUUGUUUGUUCUUCUCCCGGAAAAUUGCUAAGAAGAAGAAGAAACAAAGCCUGAGCCUCUUGUCGCUGCGAGAUUAGUUUUUUUUUUUUUUUCCCCCUUCUUUUUUUGGUUUCCUUUGUUUGCGUGGUUGACCUGUUGACCACGUUCUAAAUACGCACGUGUUGAAAUUAGAAACCACGCAGCCGAUUCCUUCUAGGGUUUUUGAGAGGUUCUGACGUUGUUCGGGGAGUUGGAACAUAUACAUUCAUAUUAUGCGUAAACGAUGUCGUUUUAUGUUUCCUUCAAUAAUUUUUUUCCCCUUGGUUACAUGGAGGAAUGCUUUUUUUUU